Molecule: messenger RNA, 2264 nt
Organism: Cantharellus anzutake
Lineage: Eukaryota; Fungi; Basidiomycota; Agaricomycetes; Cantharellales; Hydnaceae
Product: nucleotide-sugar transporter-domain-containing protein
Exons: 4
Coding region: 69-1970 (633 amino acids)
Biological process (GO): pyrimidine nucleotide-sugar transmembrane transport
Cellular component (GO): Golgi membrane
Molecular function (GO): UDP-galactose transmembrane transporter activity
Source: RefSeq, a predicted model, not a curated record
CCGAGAUUGAUCCUGGUCUGCCAGAAAUUGACUGAUCAAUCCUGAGGAAAAAGGGCUUCUGGCUGAGGAUGGCCUCAGCCUCUUCUCACCACGUCCCGCGGGAACGGGGGCUGCCAUGGUCUCUUGGUGUGGAAACACAAUCCAAUAUUGUAUCCCUUCCUGCAACAGAGCUGCAUCAUCGAGGGCCCACUUCUGGUGGAAAUGGUUCCCUUCCGCUAUCGUACACCUCACAUGUCUUGCCCGUGGCCUCCCCUUCCUUCACAUCAUCUACUAUGAAAUCACCUACAAGGCAAUCGCAGUUUCACAAACAGGACCCACCAAAUCCCAAAAUAUAUGACAUCCCUCUUAAAUACUUCUCGCUUAUCACCCUUGCAUUACAAAAUGCGUCUCUCACCAUCAUCCUGCACUACUCCCGUGUUUUCUCACCACCCGACAAAAUGUACUCUGGGGCUACAGCUGUUCUCCUAAACGAAUUACUGAAAGGCUCAAUAUCGAUGGCAAUAGCUCUCUCUCGAAUUGAUGGACACGCGACUGCAAAUGCGGAUAGCGAACCUGUCACAACGUCGCAAAGGACAAUCACACGAAAAAGUGUCCUAACGCGCGCUAAAAACAUGCUCAUGAACGUUUCAAAGCCCAAUGUUGAAGACGUACGAAGAAGGUUUCGGACGCUUGUGAAAGAGGUUUUCAGCCCGGACUGUUGGAAACUGUCCAUUCCCGCCAUCCUUUAUGUCGUGCAGAAUAAUUUGCAGUUCGUCGCGGCGUCUAAUCUAGAUCCUGCGGCGUUUCAGGUCACAUAUCAGAUGAAAAUAUUGACGACCGCUGCCUUCUCUGUAUUGCUGCUGCGAAAGCGCAUAUCCACGAGGAAAUGGAUCUCUCUGCUAUUCCUUGCCAUGGGUGUUGGAAUCGUACAGAUGCAGUCCGGAUCAAAGUCAGUGUCGGGCUCAUCUAUCGUCAGAUCGCCGCCCACUCUCCCGAACAGCACUAUCUUCAUCAACGUCGACCCUGGGCAGACGAUAGAACCAGUAACUGUUCAUACGACGGAGAAACUACUCACCCAUGAAAUGAACCGCUUCAAGGGAUUCUUAGCUGUGUCCUUUGCGUGUAUCACUUCCGGAUUGGCGGGUGUGUAUUUCGAGAUGGUUCUAAAGGGGAGUAGAUCCGACCUUUGGGUCCGAAACCUACAACUUUCGCUUUUCUCCCUUAUCCCCGCUCUCGUUCCCAUCAUCUACAACUCAAGCCCCAAUGCAGGGAUUAGGUUUCCAUUGAAUUUGUUUCACCACUUCGGAUUUUGGGCAUGGACAACGGUCUUAGUUCAGGUGGCUGGAGGUCUUAUCACCGCCGUGGUGAUCAAGUAUUCAGACAAUAUCCUUAAAGGUUUUGCCACAAGCCUAAGUAUCGUUAUUUCGUCCCUCGCAAGUGUUGCGUUAUUCGGGGAUCAGAUCACCCUUACCUUCACGAUUGGGGCAACUACGGUACUCGCGGCAACGGCAAUGUACAACCAACCGGAAACACCCGUGUCUGAGCUUCUCAAGGAGCAAGAUAGCUAUGGUGGGGGUAAUAAGAGCGGCUUUGUGGGGCCAGGGCUCGUCACAAAUAAUAAAGGGUUCAGUCCGGUGGACCGGAAUGUAUCAAUGUUGGGCUCAUGGCAGCAGGAGACAAGGAAUGAUUCUCUUUGGACAGACGCGAGUCCCGCCUUUGGGUUAUCGACAAGCUCUGCACAUUCGUCGCCUGUUUCCCUUCAUGUCAUGUCUCCGAUGAUGCUGUCUCCGCAGAUGAGCGUAGUGUCAUCUCCCAACCAACUCUCUUCACCGUCCAUCAUAUCAUCAACUCGUCCCGAUGCCACGCCCCAUCCUGCUGGAAUUUCCGUCGCUGCCUCGGGUAGAGGCAACUCACAUUCGUCUUAUUCGCCUGAUUUACAGAGAAUUGGCCUUCCUGGGACAAAGAAACACGCUGGUUGGGAUCGCGAUUAACAUUCGUUUUCACUUAGCCAACUCGAGGGACAGUAUCCGUUAAUCUGCCAGGUUAUCAUGCUAUCCAGAUUCUCGCCUGCGCAGCCCUCUGCGCACGGUAAGGCACUAUCCCAACCAGUAUUCACUUCGUUAUGUUUUUAACCACACUUGUUUAGCGUCAUGGACCAAAGUAAAAAUGAGAAACAAGAUUACACCAUUGAUAUCACUAUUUGUGGCAACUGUUACGCAAUGUUGGUACUGCCUCACACUUUAAGUUUUCACUAGAGAUUUGGACAUGUAUGGCCCAUCAAGUUC